This is a messenger RNA of Cylicocyclus nassatus, 583 nucleotides long. The record is from the annotation of a GenBank genome assembly. Lineage: Eukaryota; Metazoa; Nematoda; Chromadorea; Rhabditida; Strongylidae.
UUCAAGAGAUUAUGAGAAGUUGUUAUCGAUACAUCCUUCUAAUCACGUUCUUCGUUUUUGCGUUCUGCAAUCCACAACAAACAGGAAGGCAGAAUUACAGGGUGCGAGGCACUUUGAUGUGUGGAAAAGUGCCAGCCAAGGAUGUGAAAGUGAAAUUGAUUGACGACGAUUUUGGACCUGAUCCUGAUGACGAGCUGGAUAGCGGCUACACGGAUGCAAAUGGUUUCUUUGAAUUAGCUGGAUUCACCACAGAACGUACCACGAUUGAUCCACAUUUGAAGUUCUACCAUGACUGUAACGAUGGAAUUACGCCAUGUCAACGACGGUGGAAAUUCGAGCUGCCAAAUCAUUACAUCACCAGAGGCAACGAACCAUCGAAAGUGCUCGAUAUAGGCAAAUGGAAUCUCGAAGCUUUACUGCCUGGGGAAAGUCAUGAUUGUCAACAUUGAUUGCAUGGUAUCUUGUAAAUUGUGCAUUAUGUGUAUGGAUUCCUCACAUUAUUUAGUUCAGUUCGAAUGUUUAACUGCUAAAAGGGAUGGAGGAUUUUUUCAUUGAUGAAUUCUCCAAAUAAAUUAUCUACGAG